Messenger RNA from Thrips palmi, 532 nucleotides. RefSeq lists its product as uncharacterized. The record is from RefSeq and is a predicted model, not a curated record. The transcript has 4 exons. Bases 52 to 474 code for a protein of 140 amino acids. Lineage: Eukaryota; Metazoa; Arthropoda; Insecta; Thysanoptera; Thripidae.
GCAGCGUGCUCCGUUGUUUAUUUACUGCGUCCGUCAGCGCACCGCGGCAGCAUGUCGGCGUACUACGGGGCCACGCCGGUGCAGAAAAUUGGGCACAAGCAGCAGAUGUGGCAGAAGCUCGAAAACUUCACGUAUGAUCCUGCCCUACUGGAGAUGGAGCCGCUGACGUUCUUCAACAACCGCAAGAGCGUGGCCCCCGUCAACAUGUACGACUGCCGCUUCAACCAGCCGGACGGCUGGGAUCAGCGCAAGCCGAGGUGCGACCGGCGGCUGGUCAGCCACGUGCACCCCGAGAUCUACAACGAGGAGGAGCGCAAAGUGGUGCCGGUCACGUGGUCUUUGUGGCACGGCCGGCCCAGCCUGGGGCAGCUCGACGUCCCUGGCAAGGAGCACGCCCGUCGUCCGCAGAUAGUCACCUUCUACCGCCGCUUCGGACUCAACCUGCAGAUGGAGAUGGAGCAGAAACCCGCUUAAAAGGUGCGAAACAUCAGCAGCGUUCUGAGCAGUUCGUCUUUCAAAACAAGCCCCCCAC